Hylaeus anthracinus is the source of this 2830-nucleotide messenger RNA. It is a transcript of the gene Usp5, whose product is annotated as ubiquitin carboxyl-terminal hydrolase 5. Gene Ontology annotation, molecular function: zinc ion binding; cysteine-type deubiquitinase activity; protein binding. NCBI's taxonomy places the organism in Eukaryota, Metazoa, Arthropoda, Insecta, Hymenoptera, Colletidae. The record is from RefSeq and is a predicted model, not a curated record. The coding region runs from base 339 to 2747 and encodes 802 amino acids. Gene Ontology annotation, biological process: protein deubiquitination. The transcript is spliced from 13 exons.
AUUGCGUAUAAAUGAAUAUUUAUCUGUUUGAUAAACAGAUGAGCCUUUCUGGGUGCUCCCAAUGAUAUUGAAUUCCUUUUUCAAGUUGAAUUUAGUUGAGUAGACCGUAGAGAUACGAAUAUGACGUGUUUUGCAUGGUUGAGCACCACUGGUUUUUAAAGAGAAACAAGAAGAGUCAAACACGUUCCGGUUCUCUCGUCUCGUUUCUCAAAUCACGCAUAUCAUCGAUACGACAAACCGGCGAUCGCUAAAUUUGUUAUUUUCAACGCCAAAGAAGGAAACCUUUUGCAAUCAGAGUUGUUUCCUCGUGGUUUUACGGUAACUGCGUUUUGUUUACAAUGGAAGAAUUGAUAAGACAUUUAGUUAAAGUCAACGUACCAGGGAAACACGACAGAAUAUACAAGGAUGAAUGUGUUUAUUCUUUCGACACUCCAGAUACCUCUACUGGUCUUUACGUCAAUUUAACCACGUUUUUGGGAUUAGGGCAAGAUCAUGUAGAACGUUAUUAUCAAUUAACCGAGAAUCCCGUGUUUCUACACAUCAAACGAAGAAGAAAAGAGAUCCCAUCUGAGCAUCUAGGAGAUGGGCCAGACAAGAAAAUUACAAGAUUAGCUAUAGGAACAUCUGAUGGAUUUAUACCGGAUCAACAAAAAUAUACAUACCAUGAAACUUAUCAAAUUGUUAUCCUACCACAUUUUAUAAGAAUACCUUAUCCAACAGAUAAUUUACCACAAAAAGUGGAUCAGGCAAUUAAAUUUAUAUUGGAGGCAGAGUCUGCUACAAAAGUAGCAGAAGUGGAAGCACUAUCUGGAACUUGGGAUGGAGAGAUAAAAGCAGUUUCAAAACAUGCAGCAAAUCUUAAACAGUUGGACAAUGGAAAGAAAAUACCCCCAAGUGGAUGGAAAUGCGAGGAAUGCGAUCUCACUCAAAAUCUAUGGCUUAAUCUAACUGAUGGCAGUAUUCUUUGCGGACGUAAAUUUUACGAUGGAACAGGAGGAAAUGAUCAUGCAGUUAAACAUUAUCGAAACACUGGUUAUCCAUUGGCUGUAAAAUUGGGAACUAUAACUAAAGAAGGAAAGGGAGAUGUGUUUUCAUACGAUGAAGAUGAUAUGGUCGAAGAUCCAAAUUUAAUAUUACAUUUAUCUCAUUGGGGUAUAAAUAUUACUCAAAUGGAAAAAACUGAUAAAUCCAUGGUGGAGCUUGAAUUGGAUCUCAAUCACAGAUUCGGUGAAUGGGUUGCACUUCAGGAGGCUGCAAGUAAAUUAACACCAAUGUAUGGACCUGGAUAUACAGGACUUGCUAAUUUGGGAAACUCUUGUUAUUUAAAUAGUACCAUGCAAAUGUUAUUUGUGAUUCCAGAUUUUAUUAAAAGAUUUGUGGAUGGUUCACCACAGAUAUUUCAUCAAAGUUACACUGAUCCAGCAAAUGAUUUUAAUGUUCAGAUGGCUAAACUUGGAAUUGGUUUGUUGUCUGGUAAAUAUUCAGUCCCACCAAACACGAACAAUGAAGAUGAAUCGCGUCAAGGUAUCCCUCCGCGAAUGUUCAAGACAUUAAUUGGCCGUGGACAUCCCGGAUUUUCAUCAAAUCGGCAACAAGAUGCGCAGGAAUUUUUCCUUCACCUAAUAAAUAUCAUUGAUCGUCACAGUCGUCACCAAAUGAAUCCUACUGAUUGUUUUAAAUUCAAAGUUGAGGAAAGGUACCAAUGCGGUCGUUCAAACAAAGUAAAGUACAACUAUCGUCCCGAGUAUCUAUUACCGCUUCCGAUACCUUUAGAAACAGCAUUAAAUAAGGAAGAAGUUGCAGCUUACGAGGCUUUAAAAAAGGAAACUGAAGCAAAAGGCCAGACAUUAGACUCGAACGCACUGGUCAGACCACGCAUAAAGCUCUCGUCUUGCCUGCAAACGUUUAUACGAUCUGAAAUAGUCGAACAAUUUUAUAGUUCAGCGCUGAAUGAAAAAACGACUGCACAAAAAACCACUAGACUUUCCAGUUUCCCAGAUUAUUUAUUAAUUCAUUUAAAAAAAUUCACGGUGAAAGAAGAUUGGACGCCUGUUAAGUUAGAUGUAGCGGUUGAAAUGCCAGACAUGUUGGAUUUAAGUUCUCUACGAGGCAGCGGUCUGCAACCCACGGAAGAAUUACUACCAGAAACAGCUGGUUCCGAACCUCCGCCAAUUGUUUACGAUACCGCAAUAUUGAAUCAGUUAACAGACAUAGGAUUUCCACCAGAAGCUUGUAAAAGAGCUCUAUAUUUCACGGAUAAUCGCGGUUUAGAAGUAGCCAGUAACUGGUUAAUGGAUCACAUCGGGGAUUCAGAUUUCGCCGAUCAGUUUGUACCUCCUGGAAUAGACGCGAAACCUGGAAAAGAUAAAUUUACACCAAACGAAGAUGCUGUAGCAGUGGUAGUGGGAAUGGGUUUCACCAGCGAACAAGCAGUAAAAGCUCUCAAGGCAACUGGUAACAAUUUGGAACGUGCGGCAGAUUGGAUUUUUAGUCAUCAAGCUGAAUUAGACGCUUUAGAAAUUGAGGAUGAGGCAGGACAUUCCGAAGAAAUAUUUAGAGACGGAAGUAAUCAAUAUAAAUUGGUGGGUUUUAUAUCGCACAUGGGAACAUCAACGAUGGUGGGACAUUACGUGUGUCAUCUUUUGAAAGAUGAACGAUGGGUGAUAUACAACGAUGAUAAAGUUGCAUUAUCGGAAAAUCCACCAAAAGAAUUAGGAUACAUAUAUCUAUAUCAACGCAUCGAUUAGAUUAUACAAUUGUUUUGUAUAAAAAAUGUAUUCUAUUACACUUUAACAAUAAAAAAUAUAACAGGCAGAUUUUCAUUUUACAA